AAAAAAAUUGAGGCCUCAGGUAGCCUAGUUGUUUUGGAAAUGGUAGCUGGUCAACCAGAUACUAUGUUCCCCAAACCAGGUUAAAUGACCAGACCUAGGUUUAAAAUUGAUGUGUGGACUUUCGUUUUCAUUUUAUCCACAAAGGCUCCAGCAUGGGAGGGGCAGUUCAUGGAUUAUGAGAUUCACAUUGUGACAAAAUUCCGGUCCGUUAUUCAGCCAUUGAUUCCCAUUGUUGUGAGUACAACGUCGUCUAUGUCGUUUUGUUCUUUGAUUAUACACAAGAAAACGUUCGUUUUACCCAGUGUUUACGCUCUAGACGUCACAGGCCUAGCAGUGUCGUGGUUACGAGUUAAACCACCAAGAGGUACUAGGCUUUUUUCAUUUACCUAAGGCAGGGCUUGGAAGGGCUGUAGGCGCGUCUCAAAUUACAACAUCCGCACGGAACGAGGUAUUGAAGUGGCAGAGCUGAGCUAUGGCGUCCACCGUCCCGGUUCUUCUGCUCCUCUCUGCGGUUUUAUUCACGGCGACAUUCGCUGACGAUGACUGCAAGACCUACAUCUCCAGCACUGGUGUGCUGAAGCCCUCCAUUGACUGUAGGUUUUUGCAAUUCUGUUGUGGGACGUGUGACAACAGAUACUGCUGCUCCAAUCCUGUCAUGAGGCUAUCUGAGGAUGAACAAGACGACUGUUUUUUCAAUAAUGAUAAGUCUCUCAUUGUCGGUGUGACCAUAGCGGCAGCUGUGGUCUUCAUCGUAAUUUUCAUCAUCUGCUGCGUCUGCCCCUGCUGCUGCAUCUAUAAAAUGUGCAGAAAACCCAGACCUGUAGCAACAACAACAACGACAGUCGUAACCACACAGUACCCUCAGCAGCCUGUCGUUCAGGGAGGUCAGUACCCACCGUACCAGCCUAUGCCAACCCAGCCCGGGUACGGCAGUGCACCAGCUUAUGGAGGACAACCUAUGCCAACGGGACCAUAUCAGGGCCAGCCAUAUGCAGCGGGACCACCACCCCCAUAUCAGGAGGCUGGAGGCCCAGGAUAUCCUGUUCCCUACAGCCAGGCUGCAUAUGACGGCGGGCGGGCUGCGUACCCCAUGCAACCACCAGUUCAGCCCGGAUUCGCUCAACCGCCCCCACCAACAGACUACAGCUCGACUCAACCGGCUUACAACCCCGCUUACGUGGAGCCACCAAAGACCGGCUACUAAACCACAACCUGAAUUGUUGAUGGUUACGUAGUUUUAUCCUACAAUUGCGCAAUGUACAUCUACUGUGGACAGCAUCCUCCAAUCGGGUCGGGAAUGAUCGGUGUUUGUAUUGUCGCUUUAAAGUCUUUGCGUGUGCCAGCAUCGUUUUUCUUUACACUUAAUUUUAUAUAUAUAAAUAUAUUUUUAUCUACUCCAGCCAUUGUGUGACUCCAAGCCAUAUAAUGUUUUCGUUUUGUUUAUCUCCACUAAGCAAAAGGGAAUAUGCUUUUCCAGCCUCAGAACUGACAUGUUUUGUCUUGAAAUGCCGCUAGACGCCUUAAAACCCGCCAGCUUUAUUUCAUCCUGGGAAUUUGCACAAAACGUCGACACUUUAUCAGUUGGUGCAUUGGAACGACGCCAGCAUGCUGUUUAGGUGUUUUUACGACUUGCGUAGCAUUCAAGUUUAUGCAUUUGUGAAUGUUUGUAACUGUUCUCGUGCACAGAGAUCUAGAAAAUGCCUUAUUUAAUACAUCUUAUGCAGCAGAUUACACAUGGACACCUUAAACACAAUGUUCCCACCAUGUGUUUGGAUAAACUGAUGGAAUUUGGGUUUUAGAAAUCCCACGUUUAUGAAGGAGGCGUCAGCAUGUUUUAUUUCCCUUGUGAACUCUUUCCUUGGGGGUCUGAAAAGUAUUUGAAUAUCGCUGUGUGAGGAAGAAUGGGCAUAAUUCGGUCCUGACUGGAAGCCAAAUGACUUUAAUUAAUGUGAAACACUCAUUUUGAAACAAUAGAAGUCACUCAAGUUCAGAAAGAGGGUGAAAUUGUAAGGUGUUUGUUUGAGUUCUUUGUUUGGUUCUCUGGAAAAUGCUGCGACACGCUCGUAUGUGUUAAGUCAUAUGUUUUCAAUCCCUCUCUCUGUACAAUCUUCCACAGAUUUCUGGGUGUGUCAGGUUACAUUUUUGAGAUGUUCUUGGUUUAUUAACUGUAUUGUGUGUUAAAACUGAUCAGUGUUUUAUGUUCAAAUGUUUAUAUAUUCAAGCAUCUCCAUGUUUGCAACCGCAAAUAAAAAGAUAUUGUGCUGGAA
This is a messenger RNA of Labeo rohita (rohu), 2267 nucleotides long. RefSeq names its product protein shisa-5. The transcript is spliced from 5 exons. Lineage: Eukaryota; Metazoa; Chordata; Actinopteri; Cypriniformes; Cyprinidae. The coding region runs from base 473 to 1204 and encodes 243 amino acids. The record is from RefSeq and is a predicted model, not a curated record.